Mesoplodon densirostris (Blainville's beaked whale) is the source of this 2760-nucleotide messenger RNA. It is a transcript of the gene BBOF1, whose product is annotated as basal body orientation factor 1. The coding region runs from base 98 to 1732 and encodes 544 amino acids. The transcript has 14 exons. The record is from RefSeq and is a predicted model, not a curated record. Lineage: Eukaryota; Metazoa; Chordata; Mammalia; Artiodactyla; Ziphiidae.
GUUACGGGCUCAGUGUGCCUGUUGUCCUUGGAGACGGAGCCGGGCAUGGGCGGCCUAGAGAGGCGCCAACGGCGGCGGGGCCCCUGGAGAAGCCAAGAUGCCAUCGAAGGGAAAGGACGAAAAGAAAGGGAAAGGGAAAGGUAAAGGCAAAGACAAAGGCAAAGACAAAGACAAGAAGAAGAAGAAGAUGAUAAAAGCUGAGGAAUCUGCCAUGGAGAGAGCCAAGGCCAAUGCCUCCCUUUGGGAGGCCAGGCUGGAAGUCGCAGAACUCUCUAGGAUUGAGUAUCGUGAUACUUGCCGGAGACUGGCAAAAUGUAAUGAAGAAUUAAAGAAACAACAGUAUAGAAUGGAGAAAGACACAAUGUCUGUAUUGAACUACCUGAAGAAACAGGAUCAGGAGAAAGAUAAUCUGAUUGAAAAACUGAAACAGCAAUUGAAUGAAACUGAGGAAAAAGCCCAAGAAGAGAAGGAAAAAUUGGAACAAAAAUAUACUGAGCUGGAGGGACAGUUCCAUCAAAAAGCCAGAGAAAUUGGCAUGAUUCAGACAGAACUCAAAACAAUAAAACAAUGCCAGAAGAGAAAAAUCCAAGUAGAGAAAGAAUUAGAUGAUCUGAAGGAGGGCUUAAGGAACACAGAGCAGAAACAUCAGGAGAUUCUUAGGAGAUUGGAACGCAGGUUUUUGGAAGAAAAGCACCGACUAGAAAAAGAGGCUGAGAAGAAGAUAAUAAUGCUGGCAGACAGAGCCCACCAUGAAGCUGUUGUGCAAUUGAACAAUGCUGGAAGAGCUGUUUUUAAAGAGAAUAUUUAUCUCCAGAAAGCUCUCGCAUACCACCUGAAGGAAGCCGAUGCUCUACAAAAAAACUCUCAGAAGUUGCAAGAGACAGAGACUUUUCUUUUACAGCAAAAGGAAAUCAAUGAUCUGUUGGUUAAGGAAAAGAUAACGCAGCUUACCCAGCAGAGAUUACAAAUCCAAACUCUUCAGAAGAAGGCAGUAAGCCUGGAGACUGCCCUGAGUUGUAUGACCAAAGAGUUUGAGACUGAAGUUUUAAAACUGCAGCAGCAGGCAAUGGUAGAGAACCAAGCGGGUCGGAUUGAAAUUUUCAAGCUGCAGCGUCUUCUUCAGAUGAAGGACAAGGAAAUGAAUCGAGUAAAGAAGCUGGCCAAGAACAUACUAGAUGAAAGAACAGAAGUGGAAAGAUUCUUUUUAGAUGCUCUACACCAAGUAAAGCAACAGAUCCUAUUUAGCAGAAAGCAUUAUAAACAGGUAGCACAAGCUGCUUUCAAUUUUAAAAUGAGAGAGGCGUGUGCAGGAAGAACAGAAUAUCCCAAAAUCCGAACAUUUGAUGGCAGAGAGCACAGCACCAACAGUGUGAAUCAGGAUCUUAUGGAGGCCGAUAAAUGGACAGAUAUUCAAGGAAAUAUGGACAUUGGAGAUUUGACCUGGGAGCAGAAAGAGAAAGUCUUGAGGUUGCUCUUUGCAAAAAUGAAUGGCUUUGUUCCUAGUUCAACAGGUCUCAACUUUAAGAGAAUGAAAUACAGCCAGAGUUCUAGACCUCCAGUUCCAGACUAUAUUGGUCCUGAUGAUGAAACAAUAAAGGAGUUUGGGGAUGAAAGGAAGCUUCAAGAUCAAACCUUCAUCACCCAGCAAGUGCCAAUCUUAGACUCUACUGGUGAACUGGUGAUACCCAAUAUUCAGAAAGGAUCACAAGAGUCUGACAUAAAUGCAAAAUAGCAAUUUAAGUACCUAAGGAUUUAAGACUUCAAACUGUAUAUAAGAGAAACUACUGACAAGCACUGCUGAACAACAUAUCACCUCACAGAAGCUGCUGGCAGGCCCUUCCUUGCAGAUUCCUUGUUCCUGAAUAUGUUCAAGAAAGUUUCUUAGAGGAAAAAUAUAUUUUUUAAACGUAAAGUCACCUGUUUGCCAUAGAAAUUGGUGUCUCCCCUGAAGGAAGCUCGAGAGCCAGUGAAUGAGAACAUUGGCAAAGGCACUGGAAUGGGCACAUUCACCCCGACCUAAAGCAGAACAAAUCCACAUCAAAUACUAAGAAAAACACUCAAACAAAGGAACUUUCCAUUUAGAAGCCCAAAUGCUUGGCAUCAGAGAGACCACUUUUAACUACCCACCUUCCACCCGAUCCUGCAUCCCAUGAGCUUUUAUUCCUGAGGAAGAAAUGGGGCACUGAGGGAGAUCAGAGGGGCAGUGACUGAUUGCUGUUUACCUUCUCCCCUUUCAUAGGAAACAGUAAAUGGCUACAAGAAUAUCCUAAGAAUUCUGUUCACAAACCUGUCCGACAUCUACCAGGUGGGAAUAUUUCCGAGCAGUGGCUCCAUUGGUGGUGAAGAUGGCAGUUCCAUUCCCAUAUGGGUUGUCAUUUACGAUCUUGAUGGCUUCAUCCAAAGUGUCUGUUUCCAGAACUACAAGGACUGGGCCAAAAAUCUCCUCUUUGUAACAGGUCAUAUUUGGCUGCCAGGAGUGAUGGUAGCAGAAAAGAAGUCAGUAUUUUUUGCUUAUCUGGUACUUUAUUACCCACUUGCUUAAUGAACAGCUUUUAUGUUAGUAAUAAUCUCUUUUCAUUUUAAAUCACCUAUAAAAAAAAGUCCUUUCUUGCUGUGUUCCAUCUUCCAAGCUACCAAUCAUAAAUAACUUGAAAUUCUAUUACUAUAACUAUAUAACUACACUCCUUUUCUUUAAGCACUGUAUUUUUAGGUCUCAUGACCCAUCACUAGCUUCCUGUUUUAUGCUUGUAUUACUUGUUU